AUGUCUUCCUCGAACCACACUACAGUGACGGGAUUCAUUCUUUUGGGACUCACGGACGACCCAGUACUAGAGAAGAUCCUGUUUGGGGUGUUUCUGGUGAUCUAUCUAGUCACGCUGGCAGGGAAUCUGUGCAUGAUUGUGCUGAUCGGGACCAAUUCCCACCUGCAAACUCCCAUGUACUUCUUCCUUAGCCACCUCUCCUUUGUAGACAUUUGCUAUUCCUCCAAUAUCACUCCAAACAUGCUGUACAAUUUCCUCUCAGACCAGAAGACCAUCUCCUAUGCUGGAUGCUUCACGCAGUGUCUUCUCUUCAUUGCCCUGGUGAUCACUGAGUUUUACAUCCUUGCUUCAAUGGCAUUGGAUCGCUAUGUAGCCAUCUGUAGCCCUCUACAUUACAGUACCAGAAUGUCCAAGAACAUUUGCAUCUCCCUAGUGGUGAUCUCUUAUACUUGUGGUUACCUUAAUGGACUCUCCCAGACACUGUUGACUUUUCACUUGUCCUUCUGUGACUCCCUUGAAAUCAACCACUUCUACUGUGCAGAUCCUCCUCUUAUCCUGUUGGCCUGCUCUGACACCCAUGUCAAAAAGAUGGCGAUGCUUGUAGUAGCCGGCUUGACUCUGUCAAGCUCUCUCUUCAUCAUUGUGCUAUCCUACCUUUUCAUUAUUGUAGCCAUCUUGAGGAUCCGUUCUGCUGAAGGCAGGCACAAAGCCUUUUCUACUUGUGCUUCCCACUUGACAAUAGUCACCUUAUUUUAUGGCACCCUCUUCUGCAUGUACUUAAGGAGUCCAUCUGAAAAGUCUGUAGAGGAGUCCAAAAUAAUUGCUGUCUUUUAUACAUUUUUAAGCCCAAUGUUGAACCCAUUGAUUUAUAGUCUAAGGAACAAGGAUGUGAUCCAUGCUAUGCAGCAAAUGAUUAAGGGAAAUCUCUUUCAUACAAUUGAAAUUUGGGUCUCUGUUAAUUUGAAAUGA
Messenger RNA from Nyctereutes procyonoides (raccoon dog), 969 nucleotides. RefSeq names its product olfactory receptor 5M10-like. The record is from RefSeq and is a predicted model, not a curated record. Lineage: Eukaryota; Metazoa; Chordata; Mammalia; Carnivora; Canidae. The coding region runs from base 1 to 969 and encodes 322 amino acids. The transcript has a single exon. Gene Ontology annotation, biological process: G protein-coupled receptor signaling pathway; sensory perception of smell. Gene Ontology annotation, molecular function: G protein-coupled receptor activity; olfactory receptor activity; odorant binding. Gene Ontology annotation, cellular component: membrane.